UGGGGUUCUGUAACAUGAACUCAGUGCGUCUUGGGGAAUCGUGUGAAGGAGAGGCACUGACUAUAAUGUUAAGGACAAACCUGAAGGGUGAAAGGAGCUGCAGUUUGAACAGGAUGUUGGCCUGGACGGUACUAAGUCUGCUUAUAAUUCAAAUGCCAAGUGUCUUAACUUUUCCAAAAGGAUAUACUCUAAUCAAUGAAGACUGUCCAGGGGCUGAGUGGAAUAUCAUGUGUCGAGAUUGUUGUGAAACAGAUCAGAUUGAGUGUGUUUGUCCUGGGAAGGAUGAGGUUGUGGGAUAUUCUGUCCCAUGCUGCCGGAAUGAGGAAGACGAAUGCGACUCUUGUCUGAUACACCCAGGCUGCAUCAUCUUUGACAACUGUAAGGGAUGUAACAACGGUUCAUGGGGAACCUUGGACGAUUUCUACAUCAAAGGGCUUUAUUGCUCAGAGUGCCAUGCUGGCUGGUCAGGGGGAGACUGUAUGAAAUGUGGGGAUGUUAUAAAUGCUUCAAGAGGGCAGAUUGUUCUGGAAGGAUACCCCAGUAACUCUCACUGUGAAUGGACAGUGUCAGUGAAUUCCAGUUUUGCUAUUGAAUUACGAUUCUCCAUGCUGAGUCUGGAGUUCGAUUACAUGUGUCAAUAUGAUUAUGUGGAAAUCCGUGAUGGCGAUAACAUUGACUCCAGGGUUGUUGGAAAAUUCUGUGGAAAUGAAAGGCCUCCCCCAAUCAGGACUACUGGGAGUUCGUUACAUAUUUUAUUUGUAUCUGAUGGGUAUAAAAGCUUUGAUGGAUUUUUUGCUACAUUUGAGGAAGUUGACGUGUGCUCCUCAUCCCCUUGCUUACAUGACGGACUGUGUGUCCAGCUCGGUCCAGCUUACUAUAAGUGUGCCUGUCUAGCUGGGUAUACAGGCAAAUGGUGUGAAAACAUGGUGAUAUGUAGGAAUCCCAUGGCUCCAGUCAAUGGUACAGUGGAAGGAAACGAUUUCCGGUUUGGUUCCCAUAUCUACUACAGCUGUGAUGCAGAUUUCCAGCUUGUUGGAAGUAACGUUGCCACUUGCCAGCUGGAUGGGAACUGGAGCAUGAGUACACCGCAGUGUGAAAGUAAGAGCUGUCCUGACCCUGGUGUGCCACAGAAUGGGCAACAAAAAAUUCUCCCAAGAAGCAGAAAAGUAAAGACAGGCUAUGCAACCAUUGGCACCAUUGUGCAGUUCACCUGCAGUGAUUCAUUUAUUCUGAGUGGUAGUGCGCAAAGAAGAUGUCAACAGGAUGGAACGUGGACGGGGAAGCAACCGACUUGUACAAAAGGGAACAAGACCUGUCCUGACCCUGGUGUCCCACUAAAUGGUCAUCGAAGAAUUCUUCCAAGAAGUGGCCGCAUAAACCAGGGCUAUGCAACUGUGGGUACCAUCCUGCAGUUCACUUGCGACUAUUUGUUUCUUUUGAGUGGAAGUGCACAAAGAACUUGCCAGGAGGAUGGAAUGUGGACAGAGAAGCAACCAAUCUGCACAAAAGUGAAUAUCAACUGUACUGACCCUGGUGCACCAGUAAAAGGUCAACAAAAAAUUCUCCCGGGAAGUGGGGAGAUAAGCCAGGGUUAUGCGACUGUGGGCACCACUGUGCGGUUCACCUGCAGUUAUUCGUUUGUCUUGAGCGGGAGUGCACGGAGAACAUGUCAACAGGAUGGAACAUGGACAGAGAAGCAGCCUACCUGUAUAAAAGCUUGCAAGCAACCUAAGCUCCCUAACCUGGUGAAACAGAAAGUUCUGUCAAUGCAACUUCAGACUAGGAAGACUCCACUGCAUAGACUGUUUGCUGCUAUACAAGACAAGGAACAAUCCCAAAUUUCUCCCACUAAAAUCCCAGUGCAUCAUAUCGGGAAUCUUCCAGCAGGUUUCUAUCAUCCCCACACACAGCUGGAAUAUGAAUGUAUCUCCCCCUUCUAUAGGCGUCUUGGAAGCAAGAAAAGGACAUGUCUUAAAACAGGAAAAUGGAGUGGACGAUCACCAACAUGCAUUCCAAUUUGUGGAAAACUUGGCAACUUCAGCCUGCAGAAUCUGCCCUCGAUGGCAUGGGCAUGGCAGGCUGCACUUUACCAUAAGACGGCACGCACCAGCAAUGAGAUUGUCAGGCAGCAAGCAUGGUUCCUGGCUUGCAGUGGGGCACUCCUGAAUGAACGGAACAUUGUGAUUGCCGCCCACUGUGUGACGGAGCUGGGGAAGGUGGUGAUGAUCAGCGCAGCUGAUAUGAUGGUGGUCCUGGGAAAGCAUUACCAUGAGGAAGACCGGCAAGAGAAGAGCCGACAAUAUCUGCAAAUUGCUGCAAUUAUUGUGCAUCCCUCCUAUGAUCCAGUGCUGCUAGAUUCAGAUAUUGCAAUCAUCAAACUAAUGGACAAGGCAAAAAUCACCGACCAGGUACAGCCUAUAUGUCUCCCUGAUGUAAAAGAUCUAUCGACCAUGAAUACACAGGGGUAUGUCACUGGGUGGAGAAUGCAGCAUGAUGCCAAUGACUUAGCUCAUACAAAUGACACAAUCCGUGUGGGUACCAUUGAAAUAGGUGAUUCUGUCCAGUGCGAGCAGCAGUAUGAAGUUCAUGGGAUCUCUGUCAGCAUCACUGAGAACAUGUUCUGUGCCCGUCAGGAUCUGAAUGGAUUCUCAAACAUUUGCCCAUUGGAGACAGGUGGCGUGGCGACUUUCCCUGCUCCAGACAGGGCGGGCUCUGCUCUCACUUGGUACCUGGUAGGCUUGGUGAGCUGGGGCUAUGAGAAUGGAUGCAGCCAAGAACUUUUCACUGUCUACACAAAUGUAACUCCAUUCAAAGAUUGGAUUGAAAAGCACCUGAAAUAAAGCUCUUUCCAUGAUCCAGCACCUCAUAAAUUCUACAGAAACAGUGGCGUUUGGUUUCAAGUUUGCAUCGUCUGAACUAUUUAAUAUGUUUACAGAUAACCAGUAUUUACAAUGUAACUUUAAUCACUUAGCACAGAUCAUCCUUCUUUUCAAACAACUGAAUUAAUGGUACAGACUGUUUCUAAGGAGAUGCAAAGCUAGGCUGCCAAAUACAAUGAUUUCCUAAUUCCAUUGCAGGAAUCCAGUUUGCUUUCCUCCCUUACCCCAAGUCAAGGUUACUCCUCCCCCACUUCAGGGAUAAAGUUCAUUUCCACAUUCCCCAACCCAGGGAUCAAAGGUACUCCCUCUUCUGGAAUCAAUUUCACUUCCCUUUCCCACAUCCCCCUCCCCCCAGUAGGAUCAAAUUUACUAUUAAAAUGGCCGCAACAUAAUUGGGUGCUAACCAGUGUUUUAGAAAUAUCUAGCAUAACUUUUUUCCCCUUAUUUUCAAUACCUUUACAGAUGUCUUAAAGCCCAAAAUUGUGUAUUUAUUUUUUUUUUAAAGCCACAGCCUGUCCUCCCAAAUUCAAAGAUUUGUGUCUAAGACCCCUCAGUUCUUUUUAUUCCUUAAACUCUUAAAGUUGAACCAUUUAUUUCAUAUUGACUCUUCUAAUAUUUUUCCAUAGGUCAUUUUUGUGCAUUAACUUUAAUCUAUCCUGUGACUUUAUAGACUGCCCAUAUCUUCCCUGUGGUCUGUUUAUCACACUUCACUACUUAAUCCAUUUCUGUUUUUUGAGUCAUCUGUAAACUUUAAACUUCUAGUAAGUGUCUUGAAAAAAACAUGUGACUUGAUCAAUUUGCGAAAUACUUUAUUUAAUGAAUAUUUUUGAGGUGUAGAUGACUUUGAGUAACACUACUAUAACCUGUUUCAACUUCAGGAACCUGUAAAAUCUUUCACAGCUAACAAACUGGAGUUGUAAUCACUGGUUUAAAGUAGCCUAAAUAGCAAAGAAGUUACACACAAAGAUCUUGCCAGGAUCAAUGAGUUGAAUAAUCAAAUAAAAUGUUUAGUAGAUGUUAUGGUUGAUAUAAAUAUUUCUCAGGUCACCUGGAAAACUUUUACACACACCAAAACGCAGACAGGGUCUUAGUUUAAUGACUCAUCCAAAACAUGGGAUCUCCAACAGUAUAGCACUCUUUCACUGCGUGCGAGUCUAGAUCAUGUGCUCAAGUCUACAAAUUUCUAACGCGAGGCAAAUUCCAACAAGAUAAGCUUGGGUUCUUCAGAUUAAACAAAACAUGGUGAAUUGCAUAUGAUAUAGAGCGGAGAAGUGAAUGUAAACCCAAAAUAAUACUUUGCUAUAGGACAGGACAGGGAACCAUAUGUUCCCAGUUUUAAAGGACAAAUUUAUGACUGGUGGAGGAGUUAUUGAUUUAGGGGGUGAACAACAUCUGGAACGGUUUAGCAGGAAUAGCAGUUGAUGCCAGAAAAUUAACUCACUUAUAGAUGAUCCCGGAAAUCUGAAACAUGAACAGAAAAUGCUGGAAAUGUGCAAGAAGUUUAAAGGAUCUGUUACUGAAACAUUCAGCUACCUUCUCUCCAGGUUUAUUGUUUAUAAUAGUGUUCUCAAGAAUUUAUGCUUUUUUUUGUUUAACAAUAAAAUAUUUUCUGUACUGGGGAGAUAAUGGUAAAUAAAUGAAGUGACUCUA
Messenger RNA from Rhincodon typus (whale shark), 4529 nucleotides. It is a transcript of the gene pamr1a, whose product is annotated as peptidase domain containing associated with muscle regeneration 1a. The transcript has 14 exons. Gene Ontology annotation, biological process: proteolysis. Bases 15 to 2840 code for a protein of 941 amino acids. Lineage: Eukaryota; Metazoa; Chordata; Chondrichthyes; Orectolobiformes; Rhincodontidae. Gene Ontology annotation, molecular function: calcium ion binding; serine-type endopeptidase activity. The record is from RefSeq and is a predicted model, not a curated record.